Fomitopsis serialis is the source of this 1077-nucleotide messenger RNA. RefSeq names its product AFG1-like ATPase-domain-containing protein. The record is from RefSeq and is a predicted model, not a curated record. Gene Ontology annotation, cellular component: mitochondrion; cytoplasm. Gene Ontology annotation, molecular function: ATP binding; ATP hydrolysis activity. Lineage: Eukaryota; Fungi; Basidiomycota; Agaricomycetes; Polyporales; Fomitopsidaceae. The transcript is spliced from 4 exons. The coding region runs from base 100 to 951 and encodes 283 amino acids.
CAUCUUGAUCCUCGUAGGGAGCUGGUCCUCGCAGGGGCUCCGUAAACACUCCAGGCUCAUCCUAUAAUUGGGCUGACCGCGAACUAGGCUCGUAGCAAGAUGCGGCUCGUGUUCAGUCUACGGCCAUACAUCGCCUCCUCCCAACACCGACUGACUGCUCUGCCGUACCGCCGCCUCGCUGUUCGUUCUAUCGUUCACCGGUCGAUCGCUCACAGAAGACGGCUCAAUUCCUCAUUAGCAGCCGAUCGGACAGCCGAGAGGCAGGGCCUCGACGGGCGCGAAGCCUCCAUUCUACAGGCGAAGUACGCACCGCAGUCGCAAUCGGAGCAAGCAACAUCAUCACCCCUAGCGAGAUACCACAAGCUCGUCGACUCCGGUGUCCUGCGAUACGACGCACAUCAGGAGAGGAUCAUCGGGAAGUUGCAGAAGCUCCAUGACGAGGUCGCGACCUACCAACCACCACCGUCCCUCAUGAGCAGCCGCGUCCAUCUUUGUUUGCUCGCUUCCUCCGCCGGUCAGAGCACGAGCACAGCGCAGCGUCAACCGAGAACAGACCAAAGGGCCUGUACCUCUAUGGCGAUGUCGGGACUGGCAAGACCAUGCUCAUGGACCUCUUCUACGAGGCAUCCCGCCACAUAUCAAGCGCAAGCGGCGAGUGCACUUCCACGCCUUCAUGAUCGACGUGCACAAGCGGUGCACGCAACGAAGGCGAAGCUCGGGUACCAGGGAGGCGACAUUAUUGGCCCUGUUGCACGGGAGCUUGCGAGCGAGGCAUACAUCCUCUGCUUUGAUGAGUUCCAGGUGACCGAUAUCGCGGACGCGAUGAUCUUAAGGCAGCUGUUCGAGCGCCUGCUGAACCAUGGUGUCAUCUGCGUCAUUACCUCCAAGUGGGUUAUGCCGGUUCGUAUGUACCAUGACGCUGAUUUGGUUGUUCAGUCGACAUCCAGAUGAGCUAUAUAAGAAUGGGAUCCAACGAUCAAGCUUCGUUCCUUGUAUUGAGCUUCUGAAGACCCAGUUCGACGUCACGGACCUCGACUCCGGCACAGGUGAACCUCGAAAUACUCCCAUGCGCCCGGC